AUGUCCUUACCGUUAAAUAAAGACACACUCUCUAAAUUCAGAGCAAUUAAAACUUUUAGACUGUCAGAAAAGGAAGUUGCUCCAGUGACUUCAUUGAAUUUUGAUGAUCAUGGUAAAUAUCUGUUGACUGCUUCCGCAAAUGAUAAUAUGCACAUAUAUGAUGCAAUAUCGUGCAAGUUUCUGAAUACGAUAGGUUCCAAGAAAUAUGGAUGUCAUUCUGCAAAGUUCACUCACGCUCAAAAUGAAUGUAUCUAUUCCUCAACCAUGAAAUCUUUCGAUAUCAGACAUUUAAACCUUGAAACGAACCAAUAUUUGAGAUAUUUUGCAGGACACGGUGCUUUAGUACACGACUUACAAAUGUCUCCUUUGAACGAUACUUUUCUUUCUGCUUCAUACGACGAAUCAGUAAGACUUUGGGACCUUAGGUCUUCGAAAGCCCAAGCAAUUGUGCCAACUGUGGUACCUAACUGCAUUGCGUACGAUCCAUCAGGUUUAGUGUUUGCUUUAGGAAAUCCAGAAUCUAUGGAAAUUGGAUUAUACAAUUUGAAACAAUUAAAUAAAGGACCGUUUAAAGUAAUUAAGGUAAAUGCUAACGAUCACUUCAUUUGGAACAAGUUAGAAUUCUCUAAUAACGGUAAAUAUCUGCUGGCAGGCUCAGCAAUGGGCAAACAUCUUAUAUUUGACUCAUUUUCUGGUGAUCAACUUUUCGAAUUAAACGGUACAAGAGCAUUUCCACCAAGAGAGUUCAUUGACACUGGUUCAGUUUGUUUCACUCCUGAUGGAAAUUACACUGUUGGUACAGAUUAUGAUGGAAAAAUAGCAUUUUGGAACCACAGUGAUGUUAUAAGUAAUAAAACGCUGAAGCCAUGUGGUUCCAUAGUCGCUGCACCUGAGUCAUGUCCGAGGACAAUUGCAUUUAAUCCAAAAUAUUCCAUGUUUGUAACUGCCGAUGAAAAUGUCGAUUUCUACGUUUAUGAGCAUGACGUAUGA
Messenger RNA from Kazachstania africana CBS 2517, 990 nucleotides. RefSeq names its product WD-repeat containing protein SWD2 (gene SWD2). Gene Ontology annotation, cellular component: Set1C/COMPASS complex. The record is from RefSeq and is a predicted model, not a curated record. The coding region runs from base 1 to 990 and encodes 329 amino acids. NCBI's taxonomy places the organism in Eukaryota, Fungi, Ascomycota, Saccharomycetes, Saccharomycetales, Saccharomycetaceae. Gene Ontology annotation, molecular function: protein binding; chromatin binding. The transcript has a single exon.